AUGGUUACUCUAUCAACCAUACUGACUGGACACACUAUGGACAAUAAAUUGACUUUUGGAGCUCAAGACCAAAUUUAUGAAAAAUUCUCGGACUCGUCUACUGAAAAGAAAGGGUACCAGUGCACGACUUGUCAUAAACAUUUUACUCGGCCAAGUGCGCUAAGGACCCACAUGUAUACACACACUGGGGAGAAACCAUUUGCAUGUAGCCAUCUAAGAUGUGGUCGUCGAUUCGCCGUUAUCAGUAACCUGCGUCGACAUCUAAAGGUUCAUAAGAAGCCGGUGUCUCCACACAGACUUUCUUCCGAAGAACGUAUUCGAAGAGUUCAGAGUUUGAUUAAACGAACGUCUGGAAAUGAAUCCUCCGACUCGUGUCACAACAUGGUCGAGGCAAGACGUAUUUUUUCAAUCGCGCCUCGGCCACUCCAGCCAUGUCCCCCAAGAGAUAUCUCAUCGCCAUCAGAAAGAGCCUACAUCCCCAGAAAGGUCUCCACAUCUUCAGAGGGAUCUGUGCUGGAUGAUAGCAUGUCCAGCUGGUCUUCCCUCCCAACGUGUGCUGGACUUGAGACAUACACCCAUGGUUCUAUCAAUCAAUCCGCAGCUCUCUAUCCUACUGAAACACAAGUCUAUUACGAGUACAAACAGCCUGAUGAUAUCAACUAUAAUCUCAUGCAGUGGGUUACCCCAUCCCCAGUAAAUACACAGCUGGUGAAUACAUAUACCGAUCUAGGUCGUAUGGACCGUCUGUCUAUAGCAGACCCAAUUUCUCUACCAUUCUCCCAUCAAACUGUAACCCACCCUAACAACCAUCUCUCGUAUUUUUCUGAUUGCUCAGCAAGCAUAGAUAACUUAAAUAUCUACCAAAAUUCAUUACUACAGUACAUCAACGAAUUCGAUUUUCCUCCCUUAUAG
Molecule: messenger RNA, 912 nt
Organism: Phycomyces blakesleeanus NRRL 1555(-)
Lineage: Eukaryota; Fungi; Mucoromycota; Mucoromycetes; Mucorales; Phycomycetaceae
Product: C2H2-type zinc finger transcription factor
Exons: 2
Coding region: 1-912 (303 amino acids)
Biological process (GO): regulation of transcription by RNA polymerase II
Cellular component (GO): nucleus
Molecular function (GO): DNA-binding transcription factor activity, RNA polymerase II-specific; RNA polymerase II cis-regulatory region sequence-specific DNA binding
Source: RefSeq, a predicted model, not a curated record